AUGGCUUCUCUUGGACUAGUAAUGUUUAUUUUAUCUUGUGCAAUAUUCCAAGCCUUUCUAGUUUCCAGUACCAAUUAUGGUGGUCUUUUACCAGAGUUGUACCAAUUCUCAAGUCCUCAAGCAACUGAAAUUGUAAUCUCUGUUUUGGAAGAGGCAAUUGCUAAAGAUCCAAGAAUGGCUGCUUCUUUGCUAAGACUUCACUUCCAUGACUGCAUUGUCCAGGGAUGUGAUGUAUCCAUAUUAUUGGAUAAGAGUAGUGCAUUCAAAAGUGAAAAGGAAGCAGGACCAAACAAGAAUUCGCUAAGGGGAUUUGAGGUAAUUGAUGAGAUUAAAGCUAAAUUAGAACAAGUUUGUCCUCACACUGUCUCUUGUGCUGACAUUCUAGCACUUGCUGCUCGAGACUCUGUCGUCCUAGUAAGCAUCUAA
Molecule: messenger RNA, 426 nt
Organism: Capsicum annuum
Lineage: Eukaryota; Viridiplantae; Streptophyta; Magnoliopsida; Solanales; Solanaceae
Product: peroxidase 9-like
Exons: 2
Coding region: 1-426 (141 amino acids)
Biological process (GO): response to oxidative stress
Molecular function (GO): peroxidase activity; heme binding
Source: RefSeq, a predicted model, not a curated record